GCCCACGCCUUGCAGCCUCCACACAUUGCAUGCACCAAACAGCCGCCGCCGCCGCACCGCCACCACCACCAGCCUCCACCACCGGAUAUUGCCACAAGGGCGCCUCAUCAGGUCCUCCGCGCGGCACUCCGUAACAGUGCGAGUCGAAGCAGAGUGAAUCACAAGUGGAACUGAAUCGACUCACUCAGCAUGGGGCGGUCGUGCAGUCCUCACCUCACCACAGAGUUGCACCCUUGUCACGCCCCACCGCAGCUUAACUGACGAACUGCUGCCUACGAAGCAGCGUGGUGAGAACAGGGGAGAGCUAUAUGGACCCCAGACAACCGGGAGAAGCAGCCAAUAAGUGGUGAUCGGACUGGACGCGAGCACAAUGGCUUGACCUCACCUGCCACCUGGUGAGGUCAAGUUUGUAGAUACUCCCGUAUCUACAAACAAAUAAAUAAAUUCUCAGUAAACAGGUACGUUGUCCUGCACCACGCAUGUGUUUAGCAGAAAUUGGUCUACCUAGCAGCUGGUACUAUGGAAGGAACUACGCUCCUCCAGCCCGAGGUGGGCACCAAGUGAAGAUUGCACCACGCCGUGUGUUUACCGGGUGAGGGCUGCAGGGGAGGCGGGGAUGAAUUUUUCAGCAUGGAUUAUAACUCUAGGGGCGAUCAGCACCUCACGUACGCCCACACAACACUAUCGAGUCAACUGGGGCAGCUCUCCCUAUCCCGGGCGGAGCAGCAGAUGGGGCCACGAGAGGCUGCCAGCCAUGAGGGCAGCAGGACUGGAGGUGUGUAUGAGGGCAGCCACCCCUACACUGGCUACCUUCCCCCCACUCACCAGCAGGACUCCGCACGCCACGCUCGCCAGCAACGAAUGUUUCACCAGCAUAGCCAAGAUUUGUUAACUACAUCAAGUCUAACUUUGGACACUCAUGCACUGUCCACCUCCCCCUCCCCUCGUCAGCUGCCAUCCCCGAUCCCUCAGGAGUUUACCCCAAAGUCCUUCUCUUCCCUCGGCGCACCCUCAGCCCGGAGCACCAGCCAUGCCCUCUCCCUCUCCUCCUCCCCCAUGAGGUCUUCUCUGGGGACGACUCACCCAGCCUCCCUCAGCCCAAGACCUGACCUGGGCAUCAACUGUGUGGGUGUCAGCAAUCAGUCCUUGAGGCAGGCCAGGUUGGACAGUGUGCAGCUGGCCUCUAGUCUGCCUACACAGCUGACAUCCACCCUCUCCUCACAACUGACAUCCUCAAUUCCCUCCCCACUGCCUUCAAGUCUUCCCCCACAGCAGCUCGCUUCAACUCUCCCUUCACAGCUGACACCCCCCAUGUCUUCACAGUUGUCGUCAAGCCUGUCACCACAGCAACUAGGCCCCUCCCAGCCUCCCCAGCAGCAGGCUCUAGCUGGUCCAUACACCACACAGAUGCCCCAGCAGAGUGGUGGCUUGGUAGACCCAGGGGUUGGAUUGUCCUGGCACCCUGCGGCGACUGGGAGCCCAAUGCAGGGGUACUCGCAACUCCAUGCAGGCUCCACUCAGCAUCCACCCAACAACCUGACCAUGCUGGGAGUCAACCAGUAUUCCAACCAGUCACUAAUGAAUGGCCAGAUUAACCACAGCCUACACUUACAGCAAACCUUCCAGUCCCACCAUGUACCCUCACAAGUUCAGUACAGCAACAUGGACUACUCGGGUAUGCAGCAGCAACAGCAGCAACAGCAACAGUACCACCAAGGCUUUGAUCAGCUGCAGUCCGUAACUCAGAACUCAGGGAAUUAUCAGUUUAAUAUUGACUAUGUGGACAACUCUUACCCUCAAGGCAUGUACCAGGACUAUUACUAUGGAGACUACCAGUACAGUGAUAAUUACUGCAGCCUGGGGGAGGGCUUCCUGGAUCCCAACCAGCUCAAUUCCAUGGCCAUGCGAUCCACCACACCCUAUGGAGAUGAGACAGUGGAAGAUCUCGGACCAGAGGAGGUGCGCUGGUUUUACAAGGUGGAGGCUGAUAAGAAGUGGACACCAUUCAUUGGCUACGACUCUCUACGCAUUGAGUGGAAGUACCGGGACUUGCUACAAGAUGUUAGAUCUGAAGAAGGAGGAAGUCCUGUGGGCAAACCCAAGUGGUCUGGAAAUCUCUCCCCGAAGGACAAGCAGGAUGGAGCACAGCAGGAUGUGGACAGGAUAGUGGUGCGUGGAGGCUUAUAUGAAGUGGAUGUGAAGCAGCGCAAGUGUGAGAGUAUAUACUGGCAAGGGGAAGUUUAUAUCAUAACGCGAGGGACUUGGUUCUAUGACACAUGGGGGCCAGUGGAAGACAAUGUGGCAGACCGCAUAGAGCUGGAACACUUAACUCACUUCAGGGGGCACUUACUGUCUUCACAGAGACUGGACGACACCACCAAAGAAGCCGUCCACAGUCUGUCAUUACCUGAAGGAGACGUAGAGUGGUUUAGUGCCUCUGAGGUGUACCUGACCUCAGAUGCCACGCCUUCCCGCCUCAUGCGUUCAGUGGGCAAGAAACUCGGCUUUCAGAGGACUGGGUACAAGCUGCACCGCGGAUACAGCAUAGAUGCAACGUCCAGCGACAAGCCACCCGAUAUUAACCACAUUGUUUUUGUCAUCCAUGGCAUUGGACAGAAGAUGGAACGGGGACGCAUCAUAAAGAACUGCACUGGGUUAAGGGAAAGUGUGAACUAUCUGAAGCAGAAGUAUUUCCCUGGCAUGAGCAAGAGCAGCAGCACCGUGGAGUUCUUCCCUGUGGAGUGGCGGUCAUCACUGGUCCUGGAUGCUGGCGUGAUAGACUCCAUCACUCCUCAGAAAAUCCUCAACAUUCGGCAGAUGCUAAAUGCUUCAUUCAUGGACAUCAUGUAUUACAACAGUCCACUCUAUAGGGAUGAGAUCAUCAGUGGGUUGACAAAUGAAAUGAAUCGCCUGUACACAAUGUUCACUCAGAGGAACCCUUACUUUGAGGCCAACCGGGGCAAGGUAUCAAUGGUGGCACACUCUCUUGGCUGUGUCAUCACCUACGACAUCGUUACUGGCUGGAAUCCGGCCAACCAGUUUGAUCAGCAGCUUGUGCAGUCUUUGAUCAAGAACCUGGAGGAGGAAAAGAAGUACAAGAGGGAUUAUUCCACAAGCCUUAGAGAAGAACUACAAGUACUUCUCAGUAAACACAAAUGCAGUCAUUCUCAACCUUCAUUAAAUUUUAAGAUAGAGAAUUUCUUCUGCUUGGGAUCUCCUCUAGCAGUCUUCUUAGGUCUAAGAACAAAACCUUCAGGUGAAACUACAGACAUUAUCCCCCAGAAGCUGUGCAAGCGUCUGCUCAAUAUCUUCCAUCCAGCCGAUCCUGUGGCUUACAGGAUUGAGCCUCUGCUCUGCCCAGAGUACAGCAAUAUCUCUCCAGUCCUCAUUCACUCAUACAAUGCAGCUGAGAAGUUGCCUUACAGUGAAAUGCCUUUGGAACCCAUUGGAAUAGCAGGCCGUGAUAAGGAAAAGGAAGGCAAAGAAGCUGGGGACAAGUCAAGAGCAGACUCUGAAUGUAACACUCCUGUCUCGUCUGUCCCCAGCACUCCAGUGAAAGGAAUAAAUAGAGGAGGAGGAGCAAGUUCAUGGAGUCUUUGGGGACUGAUGAAAGGCAGCAAGAGAUCAAGUGACAGUGGCUCCACCAUCCCUGAAGUAGCUUCAGUCCUGCAGGAAGGAAGAAGUCUCAUGGAGCGAAUGGACUUUGUGCUGAGGGAGGGAAGUAUGGAAAAUAGCUACAUCUCAGCAAUCACCUCCCACACCUCAUACUGGACAAACUACGAUGUGUCUCACUUUAUCUUGAGCGUGCUGUACCCUGACUUGCAGCCACCCACCUCUGCCAGCAAGCUGGAGAUUAUUCGCCCAUAAUUCUGGCCAGUGCCUCCCUCCACCCCUUCCUGUCUGACAAAAGGAAGAUUGAGGAAAGUAAAGGUCAUUGGAGGGAAGUGCAUACAUCAUGAGUUAUAUGUGUUCUAGCUGGAAAAUAUUAUGUCAUUCUGCUUCCUCCAUAAAUUAAGGUUUGUUUGAAUAAGCAGCAAUGACAGUCUCUCCUCCGUAUGAACUAUAUGAUGGGAGAAAACAAUUUGUUCUUUUCUUUUCUACUCUUAGAAUAAUUACAAAAUAAACUGAAUUUUUUACUGAAUACUGGCUUACCAUCAGUCAAAAGCCUUCAUGUUAAUCAAAGUCAUAAGGGGAAAAACAAGUACAGUGUUCACUGGUCCCCUUCCCCAGCCAGCCAUUCUUGUAAUGUUUUGUUGUUAAAUUGCAUUCAUAUGAUAUGAUUUAUUUUUUUCUUUUGAAGAAUUACCCUGUGACUGAACUCCUGUGAAUGACAUUUUUAAUAUUGGCUGGGUCUGAGCCCCAGCUUAUAAUGAGAAUAAGGGUUAUGGUGGUAAUGAAUUCAAUGUGAUAUUAUUGUCACCACAUGAUGGUUUCAAGUAGAAUUAUGAACAACUUGAUAUUUUCUGGCACAAUGCUUGAACAUAUUUGUCCGCUAUUAUUUUGUAUUGUCUUACUUUCUUGAGAUAUAUUAAUACAGUUGUUGAAUGUUUACAGUAAAUCAUAAAGGUAUCCACAACAUUAGGCUGAUUCCACUAAUACUCUUAGCUCUGUAGAGUUGGUAUUGUCAGCUACAUUUAAAGGAUUGUGAGUGACAUUCUUGAGCUUGAAUAGCAUGUAGUUGCAUUCAGCACUAUCAACACUAGAGAGUUUUCCAGACAAAACAAUCAGCCAAUAAUUGCAGAUCUGAGCUGCUAUAUCAAAAGUGCCUAGCUUUGGUACUCUAGGAUUUUCAUGAAGUCAGCCAAUCAGAAUUACUGGUUAUUUGUGUUUCUUUUAUGGAGUUCAUGGAGUUUUGUUAGAAGAGUUAAGCCAGUUGCCACACCAUACUGGCUUAAGAUGUCUAUGAGGAACUUGUUCCUGAAGACCUGAAGACAGUAUUUACUAUUUGAAAAAGGAUAAUUCUACAAAUGAUUUUAGGCAUAUUCAAUCAGAACACUGACAUUAUUCUUCAUUACUUGUAUUCAAGCUUGAAAUGUUUCAUUGGCAAAAGUUAGAAAAUAAUUACUGUAAGUAUGUGAACAUUAAUACUUUCAAUUCUAAAGUGAUAAUGUUGAAUUAAGUCUACUGUGUUUGUGCAUCAAUUGGCAGAUAAAUUCUAAUUGUGGGGUCUCAGUAAUUCUGGAGGUCAUAGAAUGAGAUUCAGUAGAUCAUGUGAAAAAAUAUAAGCACAAAAAUAUUAUACCUAGAUGAUUGACAGAACGGAAUCUAACAGUAUGUGUGAAGUAACAAAAACAUAUGAAAAACUAUAAGAAAUCUUGCACAAUGCAUAGUGUGCUAAAGAUUGUCUAUAGCAAAAUGUGGGAUUUUAAUUAUAGUCUAAUAAUUUUGCUUAGAAGAAGUUUUGAUAUAUUUAGAUUGCUUUUGAUUUUCAAUAUCUAGUCAUAUAGAGUAAGAAAUCAUUUGUUUUUUUUCCAGUUCUCACAUCGUAAAAUGAUUGAUAAAUUUUAUUUGAUGCACAACUUUCAGGUAAAAGCAGAUACUUGGUACAGUACUGUGUAUUUUGCUUUACCAUCAGAUAUAUUCAUAAUACUGGGUUGUUAUGCUAAAAUUAGGCAAAAAUGUAUACAUAGACACUGCCUUGUUGUAUACUUUAAAGACUCAUAACAGAACAGUUAUUGCUGUUUGAAAUAGAAAAGAAAAUGUUUUGAAGGAAGAUGUUCUUGUUAGAAUUACAACAUCAUCAAAUUGUGUUGUGGUUUUGACAGGUAUGCAUCAGAAAAUCUAUGCAUUUGCUGCUAGAUAAGACUUUUUCAGGGAAAAGUAUAAAAGUUCAUUGUGUAUCCUUUGCAUCUGUAAUGAAAUAACUUUUUUCAAGAAAAAUAUUUUGGAAGACAUGGGUACAUGUUAUGCAGUUGUCUUAUAUGGUGGCAAAUAUUGCAAUUGUUAUGCUGUUAUGGUUGUGAAAACCUUCAUUAUUUAGUGAAGGUAACAUGUGCAGUGUGAUCUGUAUGUUGCACCAUCUGUUAAUAAUGCGAGAUGGGGCUAGACAUCCAUCUGCAGUAUUAUUAUGUCUCAGGCUGAAGUUUCUUGAUGUUCUUACUGUAUUUUCUCUUACUUUGUUAUGUUUUGAAAUUUAUGGCUAUUUAUAGCAACUUUUGUCUGAUACAGUAGAUCCUGUGAAAAACCUUAGAUAUUUGUCUUUGAAGGAGUAACGGAGGGCAUACUGGUUACCUCAAGGGACUGCACUGGAACAGAUUGAGCAGGAGUACAGUCAGUUAUGAUGAGCUCUUCAUACAAAGUCUUGUCAAAUGUCAUUAGUCAUACACUUGCUUGUGUAAAAAUAAUUUGUGGCUCUGCAGAUAUUUAUUUACCUCAUCAAUUUUAUUUUUGUGAAUCAUAUCAAUAACUUUGCUCAUUAGAUCCAGAAUUGUAUCUUAACAUGUUUUGUUCUUACUAUAAGAAGUUGGUUUGAGAAUCACAAAUCAAAAAUCCUUGCUCUGUUACUAAUUCUCAUUCAUUUUAACAUCUCUUCAAUAUGAUCCAUCAACAUUUGUAGGCUUUGUUAAGAUGAUAAAAUUCAUUGCAAGAGUGUCAUUUUUCUUCAGCAGAAGGAACUGUCACUACUGUACUGCUCCUGGCUUCCAACAUCUGGAGACCAAUGCUUACCUUGUGAAUAGCCUUAGAAUUAAUGCCCACUGAUAUGUUAAUUUGAUGUUAUGGUUCUCAGCUUUUAAGAUUGUUGAUAUUCAAGCAUUGUCUUGAAACUUUUAUAUCUUGACUAGAAUUAAAAGUGUUCCAAUAUUCUAAGGUUCUACUGUAUACUGUUCUAGUCAGUGCAAAGUUUGUUGUUUUCAUGUCUGUGAUUAUUUGUUGCAUACUGUGUUAUAGUCUUACCCACACCAUUUUGUGCUCAUUUGUUGCACCCUUAGAUGAAGUGACUUAGGUAGUAAUUUUUUGCACUCCUAGAUAAAGUGACUUAUACUAGAAAUAGAGUCCAGUAGACAGUUUAAGCUUAAUUAGCAUACUGCAAUGGAGCCUCUGUGUAGACCUGAUAUGCUCAGGUCUUGGGGCUGACCUAGUCUGUGAUAUGCUCAAAGCCUCUGUCUUAGUCCUCAUUCUGUCCUCUUCUUAUAAUUCUGUCAGAAGCUGAUAUGAUUUGAUUUAUUCAUAUUGCUUUGAAAAACAAAGUUAUUUCCUAUUAUUUAGGUGUGCCUCUCCACUUGAUUUGAAAUGUUAUUGAACAGUAGAUUUGGUAUUGUAAUACAGUUCAGAUUUGCUGGUAAAAUUAAGAGCAGCAAAAUUUGCACUAUGGGCCAUGGAUAAAAAAUAUUUGAUAUCUGAAAUAAAGUCAUCUUUAUAGGGUCAUAUGGCACCUUUGUGAUGUGAUGGCUAGUGCACCAAGCCAUGAGCCACAUGUGCUGGUUUGAAUCUGGCUUGGAACAAUCUGUGUACAGUUCAUCCAGCUACAUAUCUCUUAUUUAGGUUUGUUGGUGAGUGGAUAUCAAAGGGAAGAUGAACUGCAGCAAAUAUUCAGUGAUGGAGUGAGUCACCUCUCAACACUGCUAGAGGCUACAUAGUUAUUGCUGCAUAAUCUUGGAGGAUUUAUGUAUUAUUUUAUUUUAUAGUCCAUUCUUCUUGUAUGACCUCUGUACAAAGCCACAGUGGAGGUAUCUAGCUUUGAACCACACACAUAAACUGAACAUUAUGUUAAUUACUAAAAAAUAGCACUAGUGUUUAGCUUCAUAAGUGAUCAUUGCAGGAACAGUUUUAGCUGUUUCUAUGCCAUUUAGACUGAUUACAUCAGUAUCUGAACUUGUGAUUCUGACAGUAAAUAUAAGCAGAAGACAGAGGCAAGACUAGAUUCUUGUGAUGACAAGCGAGGGGGAAGACUUAUAUAAAACUUCCUUUCACAGGAAUAUUCCAUGACUAUCUCUUAUUGUCAACAUUAAAUUUCGCUCUAAGAAACUUGGCUGUUGUUCAGCAUCAAUACAUAUUAAUUCUUACAUUAAUUUUCUAUAGAAUUUCUUUCACUUUCUUGUUUUUGUGAAAAUAGCAAUUAGUAAAUAAAAGGGACGAUUUUGGCACAAAUGUCAGUUGUAUCAUCAAACUGCAUGAUUAUUUUAAUGGAAGUGUGUGUGUGUGUGUGUGUGUGUGUGUGUGUGUGUGCGUACACAUUCAUGAAAUAAAGUUAGAUUUUCUACAUACUUUGCAGAAAUUGACAUGAUGAUGCUCUGUUCCAUUCUUCCUCCUCUGAGCCUCGGCAUGACAUGAGUAAGUUGCCUACUAAAUUAUAGAAAACUUCAUAUUUCAGUUUAAUUAUUCAAUUUUUAUUGCAUUAUUUUCUGUUUUCAUGUCAGUAGUCUAUUCCUGCUGUUUUCAUGCAUCAUUUCUUCAAGCUGUUUUAUUUUGCAUCUUUUCCAAAUAAUUUUGGUUACAAAAAAAAAAAACUUAAUCUGUGCAAAUGGAGGGUCUUAAAAGGAAGGAUUUUGAUUAACAAACAUACCUCUUUUCUUGUACAGGGAACUGGUGCUUAGUAUAAACAUCAUCAUACUCCUGAAUACAAAACCACUCUUGAAAUAGUCAGAAAAACUGCUUUAUUUUCAUAUCACUGAGUUCAAUUUCAUAUGGAGGUCAAUUUAUUCAAUUUCAAUAGAAGGUGCUAGACUUCUGUGAAAGAAGGCUCAGAAAAAUGAAAACAAAUAAAACUAGAGGCAAUGAAAAUUAUCAUUCUUCGUUAUUACCUUUAAUUACCACAGAAUUAAGGAGCCCUCAAAAAGUGAAAAGCAAUGUUCAUUAUUAUUGACAAUAUCAAUAACACACUUAAAUAACAAUUCAGUAACGUGCAUAUUGUCCAAAUCCGUAAAGGAAGGACCUUAAGCAAAAUUAAAUGUGAUGACAAUAAAUGGAAUGAUUUAACGUUACACAAAGCAGAAGCUCAUGUCAUUGUCAUUCCACAGUACUCAAGUAUUGUCCCCAGUAAUGUGUUGUCUCUGUGAUAGCUAAGCAACAGUUCUCAGUAUAAGAAUCUGAAGUGUUAAGUCUAAACUCCUCCAUCUAUCUUAGCAUGAAGAGCAUGUUGAAUAAAAUGUUAUUAGUUUAUUUAUCUCUCUUACAAAAUGUGUAAUAUUUAAUGCUGGAUUACUUAUGAUGUUAUAGCAUUUUGAUGUGCAUGGUAAUGAUAUAGUUACAGAUGACUAAUUAUAGGAUAACAGUUUCCAACUGAACCUUUCUAGCUGAUUUUCUGAGAAGUUGAGUGUAGUACUUUUGAAGAUAUAAGAUAUUCCAUUAUUGUUGCAAUAAUUUGUUUACAUGUAUUAAUAUUCAGCUUGUAGCUGGUCAAGUGUAUCUGUGAUGUGUACAAUGAAGAGUGUAUGUUAGGUGGCUGUGUCACUUUAGUGUGUGUACGACAGCAGUGCUACCUUAGUGUUAGGCACGCUGGGACAGCAGCAGCAGCAGCAGCAGCCAGGUGCAUUAGUCCAUCAGUCAGUCAAUGUCUUCCCUUUAGGUCAUUCAUUAAAGAACUCUGUAAGACUCAUAGGGAAAAUGUAACAUUCAGGUACUUUCCAUGCUGCAAGAGUAUACACUGAACUUGUCCUACAUUAUCUACAUUUCUUAUACAAAUGUAUGUAUUUUAUUCUACUUUUGCUUUGUGCCUGUUUUUUGCUGCCUCUCACCAUGCAAGUCUAGUGAGUUUCCAUUAGUCAUUUUCGUUGAGUCAGAGCAUUCCUAAUCAUGCAGAAUAGCAAAAAGAAAAAAAAAAGAUCACUUGUCGCCAUACAGUCUAUCAACUGGUGCAGGUACUAAUUUUAUUUAUUUAUUUAUUUAUUUAUUUUAUUUUAUUUUUAUUUAUUUAUUUAUUUAUUUAUUUAUUUUUGUUUUAUUUAUUUUUUUUUUUUUGCGUAUUUCAUGGUUUGUUGAGGAUUCUGCUGCUUGUGAGGCAGAAGAAUGUAUAAUGAUUACAUGAACUCAAUACAUUCCUGCUCUUUUUUUUCUUUUUGGUCACAAGCCAUUUAUUGCUAAAUCACUUAUGCAUGUGCUCCUGUUUCUUUAGAGUGACUAGAUUUCCAAAAAACAGUCUUUCCUCACUAUAUAUUUAAUAAGAACAUGACCUUAGAUCUCCAGUCAUUAGAAUCAUAGAAAGUUUCCAGACAAGUUUUUACUCUGACUCUAUAAUGGUUCCUCUCAGGUGACUAACCAAAGAAACAGAUAUCAUGUUCAUUACCUAAUUUAACUCACUUCACUGUAAUCUGGCUUGAAUCAAGAUCGUUAUGGCUAACAUUUUCCCAGAAAAAGUGACACACCAAGUAAUAUUACCAUGAACAGUCAAGUCUUAUAAACAAAACUUGAAGUCACACCUUGGAGUCGCUGGCUUGGUGUCACUGAAGCCAUACAUAUGUAUGUGCAUGCUGUAGUCUUUCAAAUCUGAAAAGCUCUACUAUUGGCAAGAAUAAGUUAAAAAAUUAUGGAAAUUAUCAUAAAAAAUAGAACCUAUGGAUGGUCAGCUCUUCAGAUCAGCUCAUGCCAUGAUAAUCUGAUAUGCAAAAUUUGUGCCUUGAUGUUAGAAUUUUUUAUUUCAAUAUUUGAUAGAUGCUGAUGCUUAAGUUUGAGGGGGGAGGAUGCUUGGCUUAGAUGAAGGUCACUACAUAAAACAUGACAUGAAGCAAGUAAAUGAAGGCUUAAUUUGGUUCUUCCUGCUUGUUUAAGGCAGAUCAGUCACAUAGUAAUACUGUUGCCCUGUCAUUGCAGUGCUCUUGCUCAUUGAUUGGCUAAAAUGUUCACCUUUUUAGAUAUGUAGUAAAUUGACUGCAGUUUUCCAAUGGUUUUAUACAAGUAAGCAGUGUUAAUAUUUCAAUGCAAAGCAACUUUUCAUCUAUUGAAACGAUAGAUGGUAGAAAAGUUAAUAAGAACAUGGAAAAGAGAAAAAAGUGAGUUAGACUAAAAGCAAAGUAAUGAGGAUAAUAUGUGUUAGGAGAAUGAAUUUGGAAUAAAAUAUUAAGUUGGUUGAGAAGAUAAUAGUAGAUAAAAUUGGAAUGAAUAGAAAGAGGAAGACAAAAUAAAUCACUUAGUGGUGGAGAUGAUGAAACACAGCAUAUAGACAAGGCUUGAUACUGUAUGUGAACAUUAUGGAAGUGCAUGAACAAGAUAGAAUGUGUAUGAUUGUAGGUGCAUGAAACAAAAUUUGCUAAAAUGAAAGGGGGAGAGGAAGGGAUUGCAGUAUAUAAAUAUGAAUAUAGAUAAGAACAGGAGAGAGUUCUGCUGUUGCCAUUACUGAAGGAAGCUCCUUGCAAUAUGCAUCAGUAAUAGUGGCUGGAGUUGUAGGACGGGAAAAUUGUAUGAUGUAUAUUAUUAUUAUUGUUUGUUGCUUUUAUGACUGAAAGUAUAUAAAUUCUAGAUUUGUAAGACUACUGCAUGUCACUUCCAUCAUUGGUUUUGAUUUUCUUAUGGUGUAUCACUCGUCAACAAAUGAAAGAAAGAAUGUAGCAAU
Messenger RNA from Portunus trituberculatus (swimming crab), 11485 nucleotides. Its product is annotated as phospholipase DDHD1-like. Lineage: Eukaryota; Metazoa; Arthropoda; Malacostraca; Decapoda; Portunidae. Gene Ontology annotation, molecular function: glycerophospholipase activity; metal ion binding. Gene Ontology annotation, cellular component: cytoplasm. The coding region runs from base 631 to 3867 and encodes 1078 amino acids. The transcript has 15 exons. The record is from RefSeq and is a predicted model, not a curated record.